AGAAACGCAGAUGUGGAUUCAGCGUUGAGUACAAUGAGUUAUCAUAGAUCAAUGAUCAACAAAUACCUCUGCAGAAACUAUUUGGCCAACGAAAUUCUAUCAGAGGUUGAUGAUCAGAGUAAUGUGAAAUCUGACAGAUUGGGAAUAGCAGCUAAAACAAAUCGCCCACAAAGUCGAAUUAUGCUAAAAAAUUCGCCAAUCGACCAGAAUGAGUUGCUGGAUGACGAAGGAUCAGAUAAUUACAAGAAGUGGCUUGCUAAAUCCUCCAUAUUCGAAGACAUCUAUAAACACCACACCACAAGUCCACAAGAAGAAGACCUGGUACAGUCAGGUUCCUCAUCCAAUGUACAGCUAUUCGAGAGCGGAGACAUCACCGGCUUCGCGGUACAGACUGGUUCCGAUACAAAGGACACCAACUACCCGGUACACUCUGGUUCCUAUCCUAAGGACACCGUUGUACAGUCUGGUUCGUCCCAGAAACAGGCCUAUGACCAAUAUUUGCCGCCUUGGGGUGCCUCGGGAGGAGGAGCCAAUAUUCCUGUGCCGGCAAUACAUACGCAUCUCCAUCACGGAGGGACGGCACUGAAUAAUUUGCCGCCCCUGGCUGGGGCGGAUUACGGCGGGCUGCAUCAUGGGGUGGAUUAUGGGGGUGGACAUGCGUUCCUCGCUUUUGGCAUGUUUGUGCUAAACCUUAUCCUGACUUGUUUCAGUGUACAACCCCCUACAGUGGUAAUGAUGAUGAAUGGAGGUGGAGAGGGAGGUGAAGAGACAAGAUUCACACGUGUCAAACGAGGAGCUAUUAAUCCUGAAUACCUCAAUCAGCCUCAACAAGGGUCCCCACACCAGGAACACUGUUUGAGGCUAUCCCUCUGCGAAAGCAACAAAUUUGCUCGAGAACUGCCGAGUCAGCAACAGGUCUGGGUGCCUGUUUGGAGCUUCGGUCUAAGUUGGAUAAGUGGAAAAAUGAGAGGGAAAUCCGAGUCCAUGCUGGAGUAUUUGAGAGCUAUAAUUUUGGGCAUGGGAAAAGCUCAAUGUGAAAGAGUUUAUUCACAAUGUAAGCAGGAAAUGUGAAAUUUGGUUAAUAAGAUAUUUUUGA
Molecule: messenger RNA, 1096 nt
Organism: Nilaparvata lugens (brown planthopper)
Lineage: Eukaryota; Metazoa; Arthropoda; Insecta; Hemiptera; Delphacidae
Exons: 7
Coding region: 34-1071 (345 amino acids)
Source: RefSeq, a predicted model, not a curated record